AUGGCUGUUCUUAUAACCACCAGGGUUCUUCUUAUUGCUUUGCUACUACUUGUCCUCUCUCUUCACCUUCUCCAUGUCGAUGUUCAGGCUGAUCACCAACUGCAGAGCAGCAACGCACAGACCACACUUCCUAAGACCAUUGAUUGUGGGGCGGCAUGUGCAACGAGGUGUCAGCUAUCGAAGAGGCCUCGACUCUGCAAAAGGUCAUGUGGGAGUUGCUGCUUCCGAUGUCAAUGUGUACCUCCGGGCACCUCCGGCAACUAUGAAGCCUGUCCCUGCUACGCCACCAUGACCACCCGCGGCAACAAACCCAAAUGCCCUUAAUUACAUUAAUUAAAGCCCCAACCCCAACCCCAACAAUGUCCAAAACCCAACUGUUAUUCCACAGUUCCAGACACUUCCACCAUGCAAUGCUUCCUCUUCUCUAUUGG
Telopea speciosissima is the source of this 431-nucleotide messenger RNA. Its product is annotated as gibberellin-regulated protein 1-like. The coding region runs from base 1 to 324 and encodes 107 amino acids. The transcript has 3 exons. Lineage: Eukaryota; Viridiplantae; Streptophyta; Magnoliopsida; Proteales; Proteaceae. The record is from RefSeq and is a predicted model, not a curated record.